GUGAAAAACCCAAACAUUUACACUGGAGGACUCUCCAAAACUGGUUCUGGUGCACAGUAAUUUAGUAUUUAUUGUAUGCACAAUAAGGUACAACUCAAACAGUUCAGUACUGCUGUUAUUGUUACAUCUAUUUUCCAAGAAUUUCUUCGAUUUUCAUAUUUAUGGUCAAUAAAAAGAUAGUCCCACUGAAGUUUUUUGUGUUUAUUCAAAGCAACCAUUGAAUCUCGAGUUAGUUCUACUUGGUAUCUUCUGCGAGAAACAUGAAUUUUGUGUGGACUGUCUUUACAAUAGUUUUAGUGGACUUUGCCUCCAGUCAACAAUUUGUAGGUGACGCAUGUACUUUACAAUCAACUAAAUCACUGGGAGUUUGUAAAUUGUUUAAUGACUGUGAAAAAACACGAAAGGAACUACAACAGGGCCAGUUUCCUCAAACAUGUGGAUUUCAAGGAACACAACCAAUAGUAUGUUGCUCAGAAAGUAGGACAGUGACACCGGAGGCAAGCACAGUUGAAGAAACAAUUACACCACGUCGAUUACCAGGCGAUAUAAGUAAAAAAAAAUGUCGAGAUUACUCUUCUUACGUGUAUAGGGUACUGCCACUUACUAUUAUCGGUGGUGUGCGAGCUGACCCAAAAGAAUUUCCACACAUGGCCGCAGUUGGAUACGAACCAGCUCCUGGAGAUGUGCAAUGGCUCUGUGGUGGAACAAUUGUAAGCAAAAACUUUGUCUUAACAGCUGCACAUUGUUUGAGUGAUAUGAAUGCGGGAAAUGCUAAAUGGGUAAAACUUGGUGUGAACAAACUCACCGAUCAAAGGCAAGAAGUAAAAAUAGCUGACCGGAUAGCUCAUCCUGACUACAGAGCCAAUUCUCACUAUCACGAUAUUGGAUUGUUAAGAUUAGAAAAACCAGCUAAAAUGAAUCCAAACGCACGACCAGCGUGCCUUUAUUUAUCACCAAACAUUACAGCUCGAAGUGCCGUAGCAACAGGAUGGGGUCAAACGUCUUGGGGUGGCGAAGGCAGCAACGAUUUGCUUAAAGUGACUGUUGAACUUUUUAAUUGGAACGUUUGCGACGAGACCUACAAGAAUCAAAGGAAACUCAAAAGAGGCAUUUUGAAUGAUAUUCAAUUUUGUGCCGGCUCGAUGACAGAAGAAAAAGAUACCUGCAAAGGAGACUCUGGAGGUCCGUUACAAAUUAAUCACACCGGUGACGAAAUAAAAUAUAUGUAUGACAUAAUAGGUAUCACGUCCUUCGGAAAAGGUUGUGCUGGUAGUCCUGGAGUAUAUGUGAGAGUUUCAAAUUAUAUCCAAUGGAUAGAAGACAUUGUAUGGCCAUAGAUUUACUUUCACCAUAGAGGAUGUCACGUACUAAAUAUAUACGAGUAUACUUGUCCUUAUUUGCUAUUAUAAGGAACUGCUAUGCCGUGUUACUCUAAAUUACUCGCUGUAAAGUUCUUUACACUUUCUUUCUCUAAUCGAGAAGUAUUGUAAUCGAGUCCGUCGGGAGACUCUCUACUUUUACGUUUUCUCAAACUUUCAUGACCCCUGGAGUACGAAGAAAUAUGUCCCGUUUCCGUCAAUACGUCUGUCAGUCUGUCUGCCGUCUCGGAUUGUUAUUAGACAGAUAUCUCCGAAAGUACUGGGUCGAUUAUUGUAAAAUUUUGUAUUUAGGUAUAUUAGGAAUGUCAUGUAGAUGGUAAAACGCUAAGAAAAAUUUGUCUAAUCAUCCCCACCAAUAAUGUGAUGACGUGUCUCUUCAAAAUUGUACAUGGUAAAUGAGUUUUAAAUUGAGUGGUCUAAUUUUUUGCUACAGUAGCACAGUGCUCCAAGAAAACUUCUUGUAAAAGCACGAGCAGUUAAGAAUCACAUCGUUGUAACGUCAAUAUUUUAGUACUUGGUUAGUAUUAAUUUAUGGUUAAUUAUUAUUAUGGACGUCCCCUGUACCUUGACUAAUGAUUUUUAUUAAGAAACUUGCAAAAAUUAAUAACUUAUAGCUUAUCUCAUAAAAUAAUUUAUGUGAAAAACCCAAAGACUUACACUAGAGGACUCUCCAAAACUGGUCCCAGUGCACAAUACUGCCGUUACUGUUAUAUCUAUAUUCCAAGAAUUUCUUCCAUUUUUAUAUUUAUGGCCAAUAAAAAGAUAGUCCCACUGAA
Messenger RNA from Zophobas morio, 2155 nucleotides. Its product is annotated as serine protease snake-like. Bases 261 to 1337 code for a protein of 358 amino acids. Gene Ontology annotation, biological process: proteolysis. The record is from RefSeq and is a predicted model, not a curated record. NCBI's taxonomy places the organism in Eukaryota, Metazoa, Arthropoda, Insecta, Coleoptera, Tenebrionidae. The transcript has 6 exons. Gene Ontology annotation, molecular function: serine-type endopeptidase activity.